AUGGGUAAGGAGAAGACUCACAUCAACGUCGUCGUUAUCGGCCACGUCGACUCCGGCAAGUCGACUACCACCGGUCACUUGAUCUACAAGUGCGGUGGUAUUGACAAGCGUACCAUCGAGAAGUUCGAGAAGGAAGCCGCCGAACUCGGCAAGGGUUCCUUCAAGUACGCAUGGGUCCUUGACAAGCUCAAGGCCGAGCGUGAGCGUGGUAUCACCAUCGAUAUCGCUCUCUGGAAGUUCGAGACCCCCAAGUACUACGUCACUGUUAUUGAUGCUCCCGGUCACCGUGAUUUCAUCAAGAACAUGAUCACUGGUACUUCCCAGGCCGAUUGCGCUAUUCUCAUCAUUGCCGCUGGUACUGGUGAGUUCGAGGCUGGUAUCUCCAAGGAUGGCCAGACUCGUGAGCACGCUCUCCUCGCCUACACCCUCGGUGUCAAGCAGCUCAUCGUUGCCAUCAACAAGAUGGACACCACCAAGUGGUCCGAGGCCCGUUUCUCCGAGAUCAUCAAGGAGACUUCCAACUUCAUCAAGAAGGUCGGCUACAACCCCAAGCACGUCCCCUUCGUGCCCAUCUCCGGUUUCAACGGUGACAACAUGAUUGAGGCCUCCAGCAACUGCCCCUGGUACAAGGGUUGGGAGAAGGAGACCAAGGCCAAGGCCACCGGUAAGACCCUCCUCGAGGCCAUCGACGCCAUCGACGCUCCUACACGUCCCACCGACAAGCCCCUCCGCCUUCCUCUCCAGGAUGUCUACAAGAUUGGCGGUAUUGGCACGGUCCCUGUCGGUCGUGUUGAGACCGGUAUCAUCAAGGCCGGUAUGGUCGUCACCUUCGCCCCCGCUGGUGUCACCACUGAGGUCAAGUCCGUCGAGAUGCACCACGAGCAGCUUACUGAGGGUGUUCCCGGUGACAACGUCGGCUUCAACGUCAAGAACGUCUCCGUCAAGGAGAUCCGUCGUGGCAACGUUGCCGGUGACUCCAAGCAGGACCCCCCCAAGGGUGCUGAGUCCUUCAACGCCCAGGUCAUCGUCCUGAACCACCCUGGUCAGGUUGGUGCUGGUUACGCCCCAGUUCUCGAUUGCCACACUGCCCACAUUGCUUGCAAGUUCUCCGAGCUCCUCGAGAAGAUUGACCGCCGUACCGGAAAGUCUGUUGAGAACAGCCCCAAGUUCAUCAAGUCUGGUGACGCUGCCAUCGUCAAGAUGGUUCCCUCCAAGCCCAUGUGCGUUGAGGCUUUCACUGACUACCCCCCUCUCGGUCGUUUCGCCGUCCGUGAUAUGCGUCAGACCGUCGCCGUUGGUGUCAUCAAGUCCGUUGUCAAGGCCGACAAGGCCGGCAAGGUCACCAAGGCUGCCCAGAAGGCCUCCAAGAAAUAA
This is a messenger RNA of Macroventuria anomochaeta, 1374 nucleotides long. Its product is annotated as elongation factor-1a. Gene Ontology annotation, molecular function: GTPase activity; translation elongation factor activity; GTP binding. Lineage: Eukaryota; Fungi; Ascomycota; Dothideomycetes; Pleosporales; Didymellaceae. The coding region runs from base 1 to 1374 and encodes 457 amino acids. The record is from RefSeq and is a predicted model, not a curated record. The transcript is spliced from 4 exons. Gene Ontology annotation, biological process: translational elongation; translation.